Strongyloides ratti is the source of this 396-nucleotide messenger RNA. RefSeq lists its product as hypothetical. NCBI's taxonomy places the organism in Eukaryota, Metazoa, Nematoda, Chromadorea, Rhabditida, Strongyloididae. The coding region runs from base 1 to 396 and encodes 131 amino acids. The record is from RefSeq and is a predicted model, not a curated record. The transcript has 2 exons.
AUGUAUUCAGAAAUAAUGGAUGAUAGUGAAGAUAAACAGUUAGUGGAACCGGAUUCCUCAGACAAUAAUAAUAAUAAUGAAGAUUUUUAUUCUUUGAAGCUUGUUGAUUUAGAUUCACGUUGUUCACCAUACGAUUUAUUAAGAUUUUCUAACUCAAAUGGUUUAAAUCCUUAUUUUGUUGAUUCAUUUUCAGAAGGUAUUGGUAUAAUUGCUUUUAGAAAAAUGAAUGAUCUCAGAAAAUUUAUUGAAGUAUUAAAUACAACACCUGCUAUACCUCUUUUAAUGGGUGGUUUGACUUUUUUCUCUAUUGACGGUACUGAAAAGAAAGGAAGGAAAAGAAAAAGUGUCAUUGAUGAAAGUAAUUCUUCUAGCAAACAUUUUAAACAAGACUGCUGA